UCUGAUGAGCGGACACUUGGGUACCUUAGCGCGGCGUUCGGUUCAUCCCGCAUCGCCAGUUCUGCUUACCAAAAAUGGCCCACUUUGAACGCGCCCUGUUUCAGCCCACAGGCCUCUAAUCAUUCGCUUUACCUGACAAAACCGUUGCGUUCAAGCUAUCCUGAGGGAAACUUCGGAGGGAACCAGCUACUAGAUGGUUCGAUUAGUCUUUCGCCCCUAUACCCAGAUUCGACGAACGAUUUGCACGUCAGUAUCGCUACGAGCCUCCACCAGAGUUUCCUCUGGCUUCACCCUACCCAGGCAUAG
Emiliania huxleyi CCMP1516 is the source of this 306-nucleotide messenger RNA. RefSeq lists its product as hypothetical. Lineage: Eukaryota; Haptophyta; Isochrysidales; Noelaerhabdaceae. The transcript is spliced from 2 exons. The annotation marks the transcript as partial. The record is from RefSeq and is a predicted model, not a curated record.